This is a messenger RNA of Enhydra lutris kenyoni (northern sea otter), 717 nucleotides long. It is a transcript of the gene CTSL, whose product is annotated as cathepsin L. Gene Ontology annotation, cellular component: lysosome. Gene Ontology annotation, molecular function: cysteine-type endopeptidase activity. NCBI's taxonomy places the organism in Eukaryota, Metazoa, Chordata, Mammalia, Carnivora, Mustelidae. The record is from RefSeq and is a predicted model, not a curated record. Gene Ontology annotation, biological process: immune response.
AUGCAUCCUUCUCUCUUCCUGGCUCCCCUUUGCCUGGGAAUAGCUUCAGCUGCUCCACAACUUGAUCAGAGCUUAGAUACGCGCUGGUCCCAGUGGAAGGCGGCACACGGGAGACUGUAUGACGAGAAUGAAGAAGGAUGGAGGAGAGCAGUGUGGGAGAUGAAUCUGAAAAUGAUUGAACAGCACAACCAGGAGUACGGCCAAUGGAAACACAGCUUCAAGACGGCAAUGAAUGCCUUUGGUGACCUGACCAAUGAAGAAUUCAGGCCCAUAAUGAUUGGCCUUCAGAUACAGAAAUGUGAGGAGGCGAAGGUGUGCCAAGCCCCUCUCUCUGCUGAGACCCCCUCAUCUGUGGACUGGAGAGUGAAAGGCUCCACAAACCCCGUGGAGGAUCAGCUUUUUAAUUUGGUUCCAGGGUCCUGGGCUUCUUGUUGGGCUUUUAGUGCAACUGGAGACCUCGAAGGACCAAUGUUCCAGAAAACUGGCUAUCUAGUGUCACUGAGUAAGCAGAACUGCUCUCGGGCUGAAGGCAGUGAUGGCUGCAGUGGUGGUCUUUUAAGUUAUCCCUUCCAGUAUGUUCGGAACGACGGAGGCCUGGACUCACAGGAAUCCUACCCAUAUUGUUUAGGGCUCCAAUCCUGCAAAUACAGUCCAGAAAAAUCUGCUGCUAGUGUAACUGGGUUCUGGUCUGUGAAAGGUCUGGGGGCAGAAUUCUGA